ACAUUCUGUCACUCACUUUUUAUAAAUCAUGUCUCGUACUUGGAGUGCCUAUUUCGAAGAAACACGUCCCGAAGAUUAUCGUUUUCUGGACUUUUAUGAGUAUCGAUUACAACAAUCCGACUUCACCUUUUCUUUUCGUAAAGAAUCUGACAAGCUGAAAAAGGAUCUCAGUAUUUUGAUAAAUGGCCCGGACAAAAUGAAGGAGGGUGCUAGUAUACUUAACGGAAGAUUUAAGGGGCAUAGGGAAUAUUUUAGUGACGUUGAUGCGUUUUGGAAGGAAAUUGAAUUACACGAGGAAUUGUAUGAAAUUGAGGAAGAAGCUUCUAAAUCAAUAAUGUAUGGCACCAAAAAAGUUGUCGAUACUGCCAUCGAAAAUGCUUGUUCUACCAUUGCGAACGUCAAUACUAGACUGACGAACCCAAGAAAACGCGUAAAUAACGUCACAGUCCCCGAAGGCAACAAAAAAAUUAAAGGUCCCUCCAUAUUUGACACAUCAUCGUCUAUCGAUGAAGAGAGUGAAGCUGACAUAAAACAAAAUGUUAAUAUGAACGAGAAAGAUCGAGAAGAUGGACACCAACCAAGAGACUCGGAGAAUGGUUUGGCCAGGGAAGCAUCGGAAUCAAUGGUUGGGAGAAUAGAAAAGAGUCAAAGGGCCCCAUUGAUAGUGGACGACAUUGAUCUGGAGGAAAUUUUUAAAGAUUACUGUGAUGAAUGCGGAAACAACUUUGAUUUAUGUCGUAGCGACAUCAUGGAUAUGAGACCAACUUCAAGCUUCACGGAUAGAAUUGCGGAAGAAUAUUGGGAUAAAUUCGUACUAGACACAUAUCCGAAACAUAAAAUAUCUGAGGAAUGGGAAAAAUUCAUACAAGAAUUUUUCAAGCCGAGAGAUAGCGUAGAAGAAUGGAAAAAGGCUUGGCGUGAACUUCACGAAAAGAUCGACGGAAACAAAAAAGACCUAGUGGAUGCCAUCCGCAACAUCCUUGGACCAUAUAUCAAAGCUUUCGAAGCACCAUUCAACAUAUUAAGGUCAGGUGACCUCAGAGAAAAUCAGUAUAAUGCACAAUUCAUAGGCCCGAUAUUAGAGAAUACAAUGAAUACUGUAUGUAGCGUUGAAUGGAGAAUUCUUGAAAUUCCGGUAGAAAGCAGUAAGGCUCGUCGUAAUACUGGUAUAAAUGCAAUUGUUGAUAAGGUUUUAGAAGCAAAGUGCGCGGAUGGACUUGCUCGUCUCUGGCAGAGCCAUGAGGAAGUGUUCUUGUAUGAACAGACCGGAUCACCAAGUUUCGACGAUAUUACUCAAUUUCAUAUUCACGAUUAUAAAUUGAUCAGAACAAUGCGAGAUGUGUUGAACCAGCGAAUAAUCUUUCGCCUUAAAAAUGGAAUAUGUGAUCACAAAGACCUCGCAUGCUUCAGUGCUUUUGGUAACCGUUUUGAAGUAUCGUUAUUUUGGUUGACAAUACACCAGAAGUCGUAUUGUCUCCGAGAAUAUGGUACCUUCAAUAUCCCGUCAACUUGGCAAGAGCUUCCCGUGCUAUCCGAAGCAAUUAUAACAUGUCUCAAAUUUUUUUCUUUUAUGAAAGAAAAUAUUGAAGUAAGAAAUUCGUAUGUUGGACAAAACCAAAAAUUGUUGGCAAAGCGAAGAGUACACUCAGUAAAGCAAAACCAGUCAUCACCGAGUCGACCUAAUAAGCGGAAGUCAAAAAAAUAAAUAUAAAUAAUUUUAUCUUAUCAAUGCGUAAUUAUAGCUUGCAAUGCACAAUUUUACUUUAGAUCUUGUACCAGUUCUGUCGUCAUAUAACAAAUAUAAUAAGAAAGAUACUUUGGUUGAACGUAAUGAGUUUAAAAUUUACAAUAUUAAGUAAAUAUUAUGUAUAACUUUGAAAAAAAAACAAUAAAGGUACUGCUUUAUAUAUUUUCUGUAUGUAUGCCUGUCA
Rhizophagus irregularis DAOM 181602=DAOM 197198 is the source of this 1931-nucleotide messenger RNA. NCBI's taxonomy places the organism in Eukaryota, Fungi, Glomeromycota, Glomeromycetes, Glomerales, Glomeraceae. The record is from RefSeq and is a predicted model, not a curated record.